AACAAGUUACAGGAUACUUAAUGUUUUUGUUACCAAAGUGUGUUAGUGAAUUUGGUUUUUAAAUUAUUUUAAAGUAAAUAGUCAUGGAAAAUUUAAUUAAAAAAUAUUUUUUUGAAGACUUUACGUACAUUGAAAUAUGUAAUUUGUUAAAAAAAGAUCAUGAUAUUUCUAUAUCUUUAAGUACAUUGAAAAGAGAAAUAUCUUCUAUGGGUCUGAAAAGGAAAAAUAUAAAAGAAAGUGAUUUGGAGAACAUAUGUCUAGCUAUCAUAGCAGAGUUACAGUGUUCAGUAUACAAUCUUGGUUAUAGAUCACUUUGGAGCAAACUAAAAAAAAAUAUCUGACUGUGAAGAGGGAUAGAAUUUAUGAAUUUUUAAAAAUUAUAGAUCCAGAAGGUAUUGCAAGUAAAUAUGCUAGAAGAUUGCGUCGAAGAGAAUAUCUCAGUCCGGGUCCAAAAUUUAUUUGGCACUUGGAUGGCUACGAUAAGUUAAAACCAUUUGGAUUUUCAAUACAUGCUUGCAUUGACGGUUUUUCAAGGAACUUAAUGUGGUUGGAAGUUGGAACUACGAACAAGAAUCCAAAAGUCACAGCACAUUAUUUUCUAAAUACAGUAGAAAAAUAUAGAUGCCUUCCUACGAUUGUUAGAUCAGAUAAGGGUACUGAGAAUGUUUUAAUUGAAUCUCUGCAGAUCUGUCUAAGAGAACAUGAUGACAAGUUUGCUGGUGAAAUGAGUUACAUAAAAGGAAAAAGUGUACACAACCAACGGAUUGAAUCCUAUUGGAGACAAUUAAGAAACCAUUCAAUGGAUUUUUAUAUACAGUUUUUUAAAUGCAUGGCACAACAAAACUUGUUUAAUGGAAGUGACGUUCAAAAGAAGUGUUUGCAAUACUCGUUUGGUCCUCUCAUAAAAAAAGAUUUAGAAAUGACUAGAGAUCUUUGGAAUCAGCACAGGAUCAGGAAGCAACGAGAACAAAAUAAUAUUGGUGGGAGACCACACAUUUUGUAUAAUUUUCCAGAACAAUAUGACGCAGUUGAUUAUAGAAAAGGUAUUAAUGAAGCUAGUAUCAGAGAACUUAAAGAAUUGUUGACCACUAAACCAGAUAUAGUAGAUCCCUUUUUUAAAGAAGAAGUUGAACGCACACAAAGAAACGUAGAAGAACCAACAACUCCCGAACAGGCUUUGAAUUUAUACAUCAAUUUAGUCAACGCCUUUGAUACUGAAUAAACCAGAUUAGAAAAAGCAAAUCUUUUGUUGAUAACCGAUAACUGUACACCAGUUAUACUGGUUUUGUAGCAGGUUUUCCAUUCUAGUUGCAAAUACUUAGAGGUGCUGAAUCUAAUGCGCAUGCAGAUGUAGUUGCAAAUCACCUCUGCCUGAAGGAAUAGCUAACGCAAUAAAGCUUUUACCUGACUUUUUGAGUGAUGCACCUAUCUAUACUAGAGUAACUCCUUUGUCAAUGAGACCUGACUGUUCAAGCUGAAGUGAUUCUAUGAAUCAAUGGGUAUUGAUUUUUUUUUUAUCACACAUACUCAUGAAGGUCUACAUUUAUCUAUGGAAAAUGAGAGACUAUGAAAUGAAGUCCAAAUUGCGAGAAGACAAGCAAGUGAACGUUCACGUAGGUGUGUAUUAGGCAUUUAUUUAAUUUCUAUAUUUAUAGAAAGAUGAUUUAUAGAUGACAAAUUACAUGAUUAAAUACAGGAUAGAAGCUUUAGCAGCAGAACUGUUGUCAAGAGUACAAUCAGAUCAUACGGAAAGCGCGAAUCUUUAAAAAGCAAUGGAACAAGUAGAGGACUUCUUAUUCAAGAAGGUUACUCAAUCUUUGUUGUAAAUGGAGUACUUCCUCCCUGCAAACCCGAAGAGAUUAUUCCAAAGAACCCUAUAGUAAUGAAGCCAAAAGUAGACCAGCCAAAAGCCAGCACUGAAGAGGCGAGAUUUCCCUCAAAAGGUUACAGACUGGGUACGAAGGCCGAGGAAGAUGCGAAGAUCCUUCAGGCUGCACGAGCUCUAGAAAACGUCAUGGUAUCCUCGACCUCACGCGUCGACAGGGACCAGAAGUCGAGAUCUUAUCCGAAAUUCCAAGACAGCCUCGCGAAUGUGGCGAAUAGCAUAGAUGACGAGGAGGACGACGAUCUCAGAAAGGCAUUGCAGCUGAGCCUCGAGUACGUGACGGCACCGCCGACACCCGACCAGGAAGACGUGCGCUGGCACCGGCUGAACUACCUAAACAGAAUGAACUCGAGGGGCUCGACUUCCGAAGGCUCCACAAAAUUGAAUACUUAACAAACGGUUUUCGCUAUUUUGUUACUAAAUAAAUACCUUGUUACUUAUUUUGAAGCUUACUCUCUAUCUAUUUGUUCUUUACUGUAAAAUGUAAUUAUGACUAACCACCAGAAGACACACAAUACGUGGCGAAAGGGUAUUCUUGAGGAUCGACACACCUUAGGCGCAACAACGACAAUGUCUGUAAACUAUAACUGUAUAAUAAGAAAUAUAAGACUUCUUUUCAUUUAUUAAUAUGUGUAAAUACCAUAACGUUACUGUUAAUUUAAACAAGUUAGCUAUAGUGGUAAAUAUAUAAAGUAUAGAUGUCAUCGCAGUUUCACAGAUACAACAAUCAAUGUAAAAAUGUAUGUAAAUUUUUGUUGCAAUUGAAAAUUGUAAAUAAA
Nasonia vitripennis (jewel wasp) is the source of this 2664-nucleotide messenger RNA. RefSeq lists its product as uncharacterized. Lineage: Eukaryota; Metazoa; Arthropoda; Insecta; Hymenoptera; Pteromalidae. The coding region runs from base 1883 to 2278 and encodes 131 amino acids. The record is from RefSeq and is a predicted model, not a curated record. The transcript has 3 exons.